Molecule: messenger RNA, 2649 nt
Organism: Acanthosepion pharaonis
Lineage: Eukaryota; Metazoa; Mollusca; Cephalopoda; Sepiida; Sepiidae
Source: the annotation of a GenBank genome assembly
AUGCUGAAAUUUUUUCUCCUAUUCUUUUUUUUUCCUGUUUUUUCUCCUUUUUUUUCCUGUUUUUCUCCUUUUUUUCCUGUUUCCCUUUUUUUUUUUUUUUUUUUUUCCCCUGUUUUUUCUCUUUUUUUUUUUUUUUUUUUUGUUUCUUUCUCUUUUUUUUUUCCCUGUUUCUUUCUCUUUUUUUUUUCCUGUUUCUUUUUCCUUUUCUUUUUUUUCCGGUUUCUUUCUCUUUUUUUCCCCUGUUUGUUUCUCCUUUUUCUUUCCUGUUUGUUUCUCCUUUUUCUUUCCUGUUUUUUUCUCCUUUUUCUUUCCUGUUUUUUUCCUUUCCUUUUUUUCUUUCUGUUUUUUCCUUUUUUUUUUUCUCCUUUUUUCUUUCCUUUUUUUUUUCUCCUUUUUCCUGUUUUUUUCCUGUUUCCUGUUUUUUCCUUUUUCUUUCCUGUUUUUUCUCCUUUUUCUUUCCUGUUUUUUUUCCUGUUUUUUUCUCCUUUUUCUUUUGUUUUUUUUUCUCCUUUUUCUUUCCUGUUUUUUUUUUUUCCUUUUUUUCCUGUUUUUUUCUCCUUUUUCUUUCCUGUUUUUUUUUUCUUUUUUCUUUCCUGUUUUUUUUUUUUCUUCCUGUUUUUUUCUUUUCUUUCCUGUUUUUUUUCUCCUUUUUUUUCCUGUUUUUUUUUUUUUUUUCUGUUUUUUUUUCUUUUUUUUUUUUCUUUCCUGUUUUUUUUUCCUUUUUUUUUUCCUGUUUUUCUUUCCUGUUUUUUUCUCCUUUUUUCUUUCCUUUUUUUUUUCUCCUUUUUCUUUCCUGUUUUUUUUUUUCCUUUUUUCUGUUUCCUGUUUUUUCUCCUUUUUCUUUCCUGUUUUUUUUUCUCCUUUUCUUUCCUGUUUUUUUUCUCCUUUUUUUCCUGUUUUUUUUCCUUUUUUCUUUCCUGUUUUUUUUUUUUUUUUCCUGUUUUUUUCUCCUUUUUCUUUCCUGUUUUUUUUUUCCUUUUUCCUUUUUUUUUUUUUUUCUUUCCUGUUUUUUUUUCUUUUUCUUUCCUGUUUUUUUUUUCUCCUUUUUUUUCCUGUUUUUUUUUCCUUUUUUUUCCUGUUUUUUUUUUCCUUCCUUUUUUCCUGUUUUUUUUUUCCUGUUUUUUUUCUCUUUUUUCUUUCCUGUUUUUUUUUUUUUUCUUUCCUGUUUUUUUCUUUUUCUUUCCUGUUUUUUUUUCUUUUUUUUCCUGUUUUUUCCUUUUUUUUUUUUUCCUGUUUUUUUCUUUUUUCUUUCCUGUUUUUUUUCUCCUUUUCUUUCCUGUUUUUUUUUUUCUUUCCUGUUUUUUUUUUUUCUUUCCUUUUUUUUCUCCUCCUGUUUUUUUUUCCUUUCCUGUUUUUUUCUCCUUUUUCUUUCCUGUUUUUUUUCUCCUUUUUCUUUCCUUUUUUCUUUUUUCCUGUUUUUUUUUCUCCUUUUCUUUCCUGUUUUUUUCUCCUUUUUCUUUUUUUUUCUUUCCUGUUUUUUUUUUCUUUCCUGUUUUUUUUUUCCUUUUUUUCUUUCCUGUUUUUUCUCCUUUUCUUUCCUGUUUUUUUCUCCUUUUUUCUUUCCCUGUUUUUUUUUUUUCUUUCCUGUUUUUUCUCCUUUUUUCUUUCCUGUUUUUUUUCUCCUUUUCUUUUUUUUUUCCUUUUUUUUUUCCUGUUUUUUUUUCCUUUUUUCUUUCCUGUUUUUUUUUUUUUCCUUUUUUUUUUCCUUUCCUGUUUUUUUUUCCUUUUCUUUCCUGUUUUUUUUCUCCUUUUUCUUUCCUGUUUUUUUUCUCCUUUUUCUUUCCUGUUUUUUUUCUCCUUUUUCUUUCCUGUUUUUUUUCUCCUUUUUCUUUCCUGUUUUUUUUCUCCUUUUUCUUUCCUGUUUUUUUUCUCCUUUUUCUUUCCUGUUUUUUUUCUCCUUUUUCUUUCCUGUUUUUUUUCUCCUUUUUCUUUCCUGUUUUUUUUCUCCUUUUUCUUCUUUUUUCAAAGCAGUUCAAAUGCCAAAACAAAUCCUCUUCGCAGUCAUCAGAGAUUGUCAGUAAUCAAUUCCAUACAGUAUUGAACAAUGCAACUACCAAACACUUAGCAGCUCUUAUAAGUGGCAACACGACGGAGAGUGUGAAUAUAACCAAUCUAUUUUAUCCAUUUCUGAAGUUACAGAAUAAUGGUCAGGUUACAACUAUACCAUUUUUACUUGAGGCCACCAAGCCAUACCUCUCAUUGAGUAUCCAUAGAGGCAAGCUGUCAGUCACAAGUGGUGAGGUGGAAUGGUGGCAGGUUGUUGAGGUCCUCCCCUCUGAUCUCAAGUUGCCUGACAUCAAGUCCAAUACCAGCAAACUGAUAUUUUACACUUUCAACGACAGAGUGGCUCCAGCUGGCUUUUCUGUCAUUACAGGAUAUGGCAUCGUCGGUCUAUAUGUGUCCUUUAUCCUGUUGAUUGGUCGAUUUCUGCGAAUGGGCACUAUCAACAUGCACCCCAGCAUCCAGUUCCGAGAGCUACCCUUUGUUGACCGCAUUCUCAAACUUUGUCUCAAUAUUUACCUUGUGCGUGAGAUGCAUGAGUUUCGCCUUGAGGAGGACCUUUAUGCCCAACUUGUCUUCCUCUACCGCUCAUCAGAGACUCUUAUCAAAUGGACACGGCGACCACGAGACCCCAAAAAAGAUGACUGA